Gadus chalcogrammus (walleye pollock) is the source of this 1507-nucleotide messenger RNA. Its product is annotated as equilibrative nucleoside transporter 1-like. Gene Ontology annotation, molecular function: nucleoside transmembrane transporter activity. NCBI's taxonomy places the organism in Eukaryota, Metazoa, Chordata, Actinopteri, Gadiformes, Gadidae. The transcript has 13 exons. The record is from RefSeq and is a predicted model, not a curated record. Gene Ontology annotation, biological process: uridine transmembrane transport; nucleoside transmembrane transport. Gene Ontology annotation, cellular component: plasma membrane. The coding region runs from base 117 to 1424 and encodes 435 amino acids.
UAAAGGUUCUGGGUCACAAUGUUGCCACCAGCCACACACACAAACUUUGGACUUGUGCUAGAGGGGCAAGAGGGGACAAAAGCAACAGCUGAAGAAGGCGACGUUAAGAACUCAAAAUGUCUACCACUAUACCAAAAGACAAGUACAAGUCUGUGUGGCUGAUCUUCUUCAUGCUGGGCUUGGGGACGCUCCUCCCAUGGAACUUCUUCAUGACGGCCUCCAUGUACUUUACAGGGCGUCUGAAGGAGCCAUCUUCUCCGAACCCCGCUGCCAAUCAAAGUGCUGAGGCUGAGGCGGAGCAUACGCCCAGCCUCCUUGAAUCAAAGUUCAAGAAUGUGAUGACGCUGUGUGCCAUGGUGCCCCUCCUCAUCUUCACCUGCCUCAACUCUGUUCUCCACUCCCUGAUCCCUCAGAAGCUGCGAGUGAUGGGCAGUCUAGUUCUCAUCAUGGCCGUCUUCAUGGUUACAGCCGUCCUGGUCAAGGUGGCCAUGGACCCCCUUCCCUUCUUCACUGUCACCAUGCUGAAGAUUGUCAUCAUCAACUCGUGUGGCGCGGUUCUGCAGGGCAGCCUGUUCGGCAUGGCAGGCCUGCUCCCCGCCUCCUACACCACUCCCAUCAUGAGCGGCCAGGGGCUGGCCGGCACCUUCGCAGCCGUCGCCAUGAUCUGCGCCCUGGCUAGUGGAUCUGCCAUUGACGAUGCAGCGUUUGGAUACUUCAUAACAGCCUGUGUUGUCAUAUUUUUCUCUGUUCUCUCCUAUAUCGCACUCCCAAAAAUGGAGUUCUACCAACAUUACCAGCAGAUCAAGGCCAGUCCUGCAGACUGCAACGAAGGGACCAGCCUCAACCCAAUGAAGAGCGACAGCCAGUGCCAAGACGUGUCCAAGCCCAGCAUCUCCAUGAUGACUAUCUUCAAGAAGGUCUGGGUCCUAGCGGUCUCCGUGUGCUUCAUCUUCACCGUCAGCAUAGGAACGUUUCCCGCCAUCACGUCGGACGUCCAGACGACUAUCGGGGCGGGAACUUCCUGGGAGCGAUACUUCAUCCCGGUCUGCUGCUUCCUGCUCUUCAACGGGAGUGACUGGUUUGGUCGCAGCCUCACUGCCGUGUGUAUGUGGCCAGGGGGAGAGGGUCGGCUGCUGCCCAUGCUGGUGGCAUCCCGGGUGCUGUUCGUUCCUCUCUUCAUGAUGUGCAACGUCCAGCCCAGAGCCUACCUGCCGGUGCUGUUCCCCCACGACGCCUGUUACAUUCUCUUCAUGGUGCUGUUUGGCUUCAGCAACGGAUACCUGGCCAGCCUCUGCAUGUGCUUCGGGCCCAAGAAGGUGGCGCCGCACGAGGCAGAGACUGCGGGGGCGGUAAUGGCGCUGUUCCUGUCGAUGGGUCUGGCCCUCGGAGCGUCCUUCUCCUUCCUAUUCAGAGCACUCGUUUGAAGCCACCUGCCAACCAGUAUAUGUUUUUUAUGUGUAGAAUCGUGUUGAAGAUGCAUUUUUAUUGAGCUCAUUGUUAGUGUUAU